Molecule: messenger RNA, 4131 nt
Organism: Entamoeba invadens IP1
Lineage: Eukaryota; Evosea; Mastigamoebida; Endamoebidae
Product: ubiquitin ligase E3 alpha, putative
Exons: 2
Coding region: 1-4131 (1376 amino acids)
Biological process (GO): ubiquitin-dependent protein catabolic process via the N-end rule pathway; protein ubiquitination
Cellular component (GO): cytoplasm; ubiquitin ligase complex
Molecular function (GO): zinc ion binding; ubiquitin protein ligase activity
Source: RefSeq, a predicted model, not a curated record
AUGUCCGACAGCCUCAAGAGAAAUGUUGUUGACGUUCUCACUGGAAACUUUGAUUCGCAGAUUCCAAGCAAAAUAGUCAACGAAAUUUUUUCGAACAUAUCACAAGACCAAGUCCACCAGAUGUGUGAACCUUUAUGUCAUUCGUAUCGGUGUCGCCACGUGUGGAGUGCCGGGGAGCAGUCGUUCAUAUACCGUUGUCGAACGUGUCAGACGGGCCCGAACUCGUGCAUUUGUGUUGAGUGCUUUCAAAAUGGUGAUCACAAAGGACAUGAUUACUCAUUGCAGAAGAGUGGGAUAGGUGGUGCAUGUGACUGUGGGAGUGAAUUAUCGUGGAAAGUGAGUGGGAAUUGUAAACAUCAUGGGAAACACAUGACACAGAAUGUCGACGAGAUAACACCGGAACCAUUCAAAAGUAGUUUUGAUGAGAAUAUGGAAAUAGUCUUAAGACUGUUAGUGGAGACAUUGCAAUCCAUUUUUGUCAAAGUCCAUAACAAGGAAGUAGUCUCGCAAGUCCUUCAAUAUGGGGUUUUGACUGUAUUAAAAAUCAUUAGGAAAUGCACGGAGAUCGAUUUGUUUGAGUUCCGAUUUAUCAAUUUGAUGGAGAGAAUGAAAGGAAGAUACAACUGUCGACUUCUCACAGAAACUCCAAGUGAUUUUGGUGUUGACGAAUUUCUGCUGGAUGUCUGUUUGAUCGACUGUGAAUUGUUUGCGGAUGAACUUUCACUGUUAAUAUUAGGGUUUCUAAGUGAUGACAAAACCGUCGAGCGGUUGUAUGAAAUGUUUAUUGACAACUUCAUUUGUGUUGUGAAUUCGGGUGAUGUGUGUCAAGUGACAAUUGACAACUUGAAUAAAUUGGCGUGUCAAUUUACAUCAAACACGCCAUUUAAUAAACAAUUCUUCUUUGGAAAAGUUGAACGUGUAAUGUCGUAUUUGCGAGUCAUACAAACGUUUUUCAGUGAGAAGAUCAAUAAAGGACAACUCUCGAAGAGUGAAAUAGAUGUGAUGAAUGUCUUCACUAACGAACUGUUUACUAUUGUUAACUCGGCACCAGAGAAGUUCUUUGAGAACGAAAUGGUAUUGAACAAUUACAUUCACUGCUUGAACUCACUCAAUUUCUUUAACAAAGAAUAUCGGCAGAUGUCCGAACACGUCCAAUUUGAAAAUCAUUUGGACUACACACCUUUCCAAGUCAAAGAAACUUUUCUUAAUGUUGGUAUUCUGUCGCUUCAAAAUUCAAGUCCAGACGUCGUGAAAAAAGCAAUUUGUUAUGGUUUAAAGGAAUAUUUAGAAGAGUAUCACAAAACAAUAGUCAAAGAACCUGUCGUGGGAGUUAAUCAACCAAUUUCAAUGUACUACCCGUCACUCACUUUUGCAAUGUUUGGCAUCUCGUUGGUCAAAGACCCUUUAGAAUUUUACAGAACUCUUCCAUAUCAAACGGACAUUUUGACAUACCCUUUAAUGUUCCAACAAUUUCUUGCAGAGUCUGAAUUAGCGUUGUGGAGAAAGAACGGAGACUCUGUUGAAUUAAAAAAGUUGUGUCGGCUGACGAGUUGUGGAUAUCAACUUGAAGCGGACACAUUCUUGUUUCAACUAGCCGCAUCUGAUCCACUGCAGUUACUUGAUGUAAUGAUGUUUGUAAAUAAGGUACCUUUGUUUGACAAAUACAUGAGUGAAAACACGGAGAAAGGGAAACUUGAAGAAGUGAAUGAGUGUGUAGCGGGUGCCAUAUCAUUUUUACAAACAGUGUACAACGUGUUUUCAGACCCAAUUUUCUCAUCAAAAUUGAAUUAUCAUGACCACACUGUUUAUAACUUCAUUCACUUGUUGGCAGCACAACACACAGUAGCAAGCGAACUGUUUAGUGGAACUCCGCAUGGCGAUGCUAAAGAUGUUCAACUCGAUGCUGUCAUAGAAGAAGUUUCUGAAGUUCAAAAGCGGCUAUCUUUAAAGCCAGAACUGUGGAAAUUUGUGAAUCCCUUUUUCCCAUACAUUAAUUCAGUCGAUCGCGAGAAAAUUCAGACGGAACAUGCCCUUAAGAUGAAGAACAAACUUCCAGAAGUCUAUAUGUAUGAGAAAAGAAGUCCACAAAUGAAGCAGAAUCUCCUCAAUUUACUUCAUUCAAUCACAUUAACAAAACUGAUGUGUAAGUUUCUGGAUUGGUGUAAUAACCCUGAUGUCAUUGCAGACAUUGAACUGCUUCUGAGACUCAGAAUAUCAUAUUGUGAGGGUAUAACAUACAACGAGACCCACAAACAAUUGUUGUUUGAAAUUGGAAGACGGUUGGCGGGUAAUACACAAGUCGGAGAAGUCACUGCGAACUUGUCGAAGAACACCGCACUCGACGAUUUACUCAAAGGGUUUUUAACUGUCCGCAAACCAAAUGUCUCGAAGGACAAAGAAAUAUUGAAAUUGGCGAAGGAGAGCGCAUUAAAGAAGAUGAGGAACAAAUUAAAAAAGUUUGAUGAGAGUCAUGUCUGUAAAGAAGUUGGACAAACGGAAACCCCCGACGCUGAUACAUCAGAGAUCUGUUGCAUCUGUAGCUCGAAGGAUAAUUUAGGGUUCCAGGCACACAUUGAAGUUUGUGAUGCUAUCAGAGCGUGUCAGUUCAUUGAAACGCAUGAGAAUGUGCUUGGGGACAACACGACAAGUCUUUGGAAGAAGCCGUAUGGGUUUGAGAAUGGGACGUGGGAAUGGAGUCCCCAUCGGAAUCCGUUAUGGAAUGAAAGUCGAGAUGACCAAGAGUUCAGAAUUAUCACUGCGUGUCCACAGAAAAUUCAUUUGCAGUGUUACAACGAGCAUUAUGAAAGAAGUGGCAAUGAGGAGAAUAUCUAUUUGUCGAAAAUAGUUGGAUGCCCGAUGUGUAAAGCUCUUUCAAAUAUCUUUGUCGAACAGUUCCAAAGGCAACCCAUUCAGCUUGAGCAAAUAGGGGAGAAGAGUGUCGUGUUUGAUAUCUUUGAAGAAGUGAAAAAGAUUGCGGCCGCCUUGGAACCUCCAAAGGAACUCGACAAGAGCAAGAGUGUGAACAUUUCAAUUACAAGGACUUUGACGUCAUGUGUCAAAUAUGAUCUUCAAAAUCCGUUGAGUUGUGCAUUUUUGGCGAUAACGAGUAUCAUCGCGUCAACUCUCAUGAGCAUUGAAAUUCAAAUGCGGAGCGGAUAUUCAUGUCGAGUGUUAGAUCAUAUGGAUUUGUUAUAUUCGUAUUAUAGAAUAGCGGAAAUAGUCUCUCAAAGUCUGACAAUUCAGUACCGACAAGAAGUACUGAAACAACUCUUAAUCUUCAGUGCAGCGAAGAAUCCACUGUUGCAGAUAUUACGAGGGUUUUUACUCGACAAAAGUAAAUGGACUGUCUUUGUGACGAUUGGAUGCAUGCACCACCUCCUCGCAGUCUACAGUGAAAUCCACAAACACACCCACCUCACUGUUCCGAUUGAAACAUAUUUACCUCGAGAAGAGAUGUUUAAAGAAUACGAGAACCAAAGUGUCAAUGAAUUAGUACAGAAGUUGAGUCAAACGUUCAUGAAGCAAUUGGACUUGUUGACUCGAAUGAUAGAUGGGAACUUCAUUCAGUCGAAAACAGAACAUCCAUUUCCAACAACUUUAAUAACUCAGUUGUGUGUGACUAAUGGGUGUAGGGGUGUCGGGGACUUCAUUCAGCCGACAAUCCCACAGAAGUACUCUUUCAUUCAUCUGCCACAGACAUAUGAACAAUUAAUUAACGAGUCACAAAAUGGGCGAUGUGCCGUGUGUGGGAUUUCUGGAUCGAAGAUCAUAUAUAACUGUGCUAUAUGUAUGACUUGCGGGUGCUUUUUGUGUUACAAAGAUGGUAAACGGAGAGAUGACAAUGUUCACAGCGAUAAACCUAUUUUCGACCAUAUGGAGAAAUGUUCGGGAUCGGUUGGGAUUUACCUUCUCGUUCACUCGGCUACUAUGGUGAUCAUCACUCCACGCAUUCAUUCGUUUGUGAAGGGGAUCUACAUCGAUCGGUUUGGAGAGUCUCCCGACUCUUCUUAUGUCUUCAAAGAGAGUUACAACCUGAAUAGAGAGCUCAUUGAAAAGAUCGAGAAGUUUUACAUGAAUGGUGAAAUAUCGUCGAGCCCCGAACUAGAUUUCUACGUGCCUAAAUUGCAUUGA